UCCGAGGUCAAAUCCCAUGGGACAGUGCACCAGGCCAUCAACCAACCAGCUAAGAGCGCAUCCCCAUGCCAUGGCAGGCUGCCAAUUGGCAGCCUUGCUUCGCCUUUACCACUGAGGCACAUGAUGCCGCCAAACUGAUAUUACAUUGUUAAACGAAGUCCUCAGAUGUUGCGGUAGUAACUGGAGAAGGCUAAACCCUCUGGGCUUCUGAUAUAAAUCCGCACUAGCUCUAAGGACUAUGGAGGUUCGGAGAUAACAACAAUGGCGCCCGCCCGCUUCCCCCUCGCAUUCGUCUUCCUUCUCUCAGGACUUGUGGUGCUCGGCACGAUGGAGCGCACCGAAGCAGUCUGCACUUAUGCGUGCGUGCAAGGAACCUACAUGACGUGCUGCAACAAGAACGGCAAUCUCACCGGUUGCGCCUGCCCGUGCGCGCCGCUUGACGGCAAUGGCUGCGCCGUCCACCUCGCCAACGGCACGACGAUCAAGUGCCCCAAGCCCAAGUCGUAGCUGAUGGAUCCCACGCAUGCAUCGCGUACACGUCUUCUGUUCUGUCUCUAUCUCUAUCUCUGAUUGGGUUUGAGUUGAAUAAAGCUCUGUGAGUGAGUGUUUUGUUUUUGUGAGGAAACAUCAGGACUUUGCUGUGGUUUUUGUUGAAAGCCCUGCAAGUAUGUCGUCGAUUUUAGGGAAAA
Molecule: messenger RNA, 689 nt
Organism: Lolium perenne
Lineage: Eukaryota; Viridiplantae; Streptophyta; Magnoliopsida; Poales; Poaceae
Source: RefSeq, a predicted model, not a curated record